This is a messenger RNA of Lecanosticta acicola, 1314 nucleotides long. The record is from the annotation of a GenBank genome assembly. Lineage: Eukaryota; Fungi; Ascomycota; Dothideomycetes; Mycosphaerellales; Mycosphaerellaceae.
AUGGAAAGCAGAGCACCGCGCGUGGGACAUAGGAAGUCGCGUAAGGGUUGCGCGCAGUGCAAGCGUCGGCACGUGAAGUGCAACGAGCAAAGUCCUUGUUCGAAUUGUGUUCGGCAUGGAGUGUUGUGCUCGCUGGCUGGGGGCCCGAAUGUGCAGAGGGAAGAUGCGAAGUCUCGGAGCAAGUCGACUACCUCGAACUCACCGACGCAUACCUCCAGGACGGCUUCGGUGGAGACCUCCGUGAUCAGUGGGAAUGCUUCGAGCUCGGCGGCGGAAGUUCUUUCGGCAGGCAGUCCUUUCACGGUUCUCACUGGAUCGAUUGAUCGGUCUCUCCCAGGACAGGACCAGAAUUGGCAAUUUGAUCUUCGGCUCAUGCAUCACUACACGACACACGCGCAAGAUGUUUUGACAGAGCGAUCGAAUCUGGAAUUCAUCGUGCGGAUAUGGAAAGAAGAGCUGGCAAAGGUGGCUUUUACUUGCGACUAUGUUAUGCACGCCCUGCUAGGUUUCACAGCCCUUCAUGAGGCGCAUCUGGAGCCAGAGAAUGCGGCCAUGCUACAGACCAGCGCUGUUGACCACAUGGAUAAGGCACUGGUGCUGUGUCGCAGAGAGAGUGGAGGCUCUGGAUCUGAGAAUGCCAAUGCCAAGUUCAUAUUUGCUUGGCUAGUCGCAUUGUUCGCCUAUGCCAUACCGCCGAGUGUGCCGCCUCUUGAGGCAGUGGUGGAGCUCUUUUCGCUCGUGAAGGGCAUCGAUGCGGUUCUUGCGGAGACGUGGUACUAUGUGGCUCAAGGACCAUUCGCACCCAUCCUGACAAGAGGGUUCCAAGAAGCACUGCGCGGGCAGCAUUCAGGGAUGACCAGCACCCAUUCCAUGCCCAAGAAUAUGGACUUUGGCAUCAACCAUCUCGACUUCAUGCUCGGCACAGAACCUAUGCUUUCCGAAGACAGAAGAGUCUGUGUCCUGAUCCUAGCCGAACUGAAGACAAUCUACGACGCCGUCCGCAACAACAACAACCAGCCAGGAGGGUCGUGCAGCGUUGCUUCGAUCCUCUGCUUCCCCAAGCAAGACUCGACUCCAUUCGCAAGUCUCAUAAAACGACGGGUGCCUCAGGCCUUGAUCAUUCUCGGCUAUUACUGUGUGCUAUUAGACGUUCUGAACGACAGAUGGUGGAUUCAGGGUUGGGCAGAGAGUGUUCUGACCGACGUGGUGGCUUCGCUCGACGAGUCGUGGAAGCAUUGGGUUGACUGGCCUUGUGCUAGCGUGCUGUGGAAGAAUGGCGGACCUCCGGAUCCCACGGCUAUGCUUGUCGGCUGA